Bactrocera dorsalis (oriental fruit fly) is the source of this 6176-nucleotide messenger RNA. RefSeq lists its product as uncharacterized. The record is from RefSeq and is a predicted model, not a curated record. The coding region runs from base 1088 to 1474 and encodes 128 amino acids. Lineage: Eukaryota; Metazoa; Arthropoda; Insecta; Diptera; Tephritidae. The transcript is spliced from 6 exons.
UUUAUAAAAUGUUCCAAAAAACGUUAAAUUAAAGCUCGAAAUAUUAUUUUGGUCACAGCAAUUUUAAAGAAAGCUACAAAACAAAAAACAAAAAAGUAUUUCAAAAAUUGUAUUAAUUGAGUUAUAGCGCUGCUAACAGUAAUCCCCUUUGAUUUCACUCAAAUCCUUCGCUUACUAAAUUGAAGCGUUUCCUACGCUACCAAACCGCAGUUUAGUUGUUGCAUUUUCAACAGCUUGUUCGAGCAACUAAUGAAAAGUUGCGUUUCCCGUAAAGCUUCACAAAGUCAACGUGCACUUGUUUGUAUGUAUGUGUGUGCUUAGCCAGUGCUAAGGAUUAAGUUCAAGUAAAAGUAGCAACAUAUUUAUUACGCGGCCAAAGCAGCGUCGACUUCUUGCCUGCUUUAUGGAUUAAUCCGAUUACUUGUCAAAACAAAAUUUCACGCAGCAGCAACAACAACAACGAAAUCUACAACAAGUGCAACCAAGAAAAAAAAAACAGCAGACACUAUUCUAUACCACGUUCACAUAAUAAAAUCAACUUUUCACCCUCGACGCACUUAAAGUCAUUUCGGUAGUUUCGAUCCUCAACUUGUUUGCUUAGUUUGUCUGGCGGUGGCGUGAGUUAUUAGUGAAUAUCAUAUUUUAAGUGCAAGUAGUGGCACAAGCUUCCAAGUGUGUGUUUGUGUGCGUAUUUAUGUGGUGUCUACAUAUAUUCAUAUAUUAAGUUACCAAAAAGUUAUAAUAACGACAAAAAAGCUUUCCCGCUUUGGGUCCUCCCACUUUUUACGGUUCAAGGAAAUUUCAUUUGUGGGCUUAAAUCGUUUUCAAUAAAGUUAUCAAACUGGAGAAACUAUUAGCACGGGCAGAACCAACGCCAGGAGUUUCAGAAGAAUGGGGCUCUGGUUGGAAUGGUCCAAAUUUUAUUGUGGAAAUCGAAGAGACUGGCUCUGCCUCAGCAACGAACACAGAUUAUCUCAACAGCAGCGAAGAUGUGACCAAUUUAACUCCACUGAAUUCCACCCUAGCGGGGAGUGGUCCCAAAAUCGUGGUACGACCGGAAGAGGUGAUCAUUGUGGGCCUAGUGUUGAUGCUUUGGGUUGGCGCCAUCGUACUGUUCUUUAACCGCUGGGGUAAAAUACGCAUGCUGGAACCCUAUCAACCGAAAUUCCAGCAACAACAUCGAUCUUCCUGUCCGCUAGUCGAUAUUGAUACAAUACCAACACAUGGGCGCGCAUCUGUAUCUCGUAUGUCAAUGGGUUUAGUGAAUAAUAUAAAUAUGCCGACCUGUCAAUUCGCAGCCUACAAUCCGACGAUAUAUGCGAAAGGUUAUGCUGUGAAUAUGCGCCCGCGGCAAAACUCGGUGUUCGUUGGCUCCAGCCCCAGUCAGUUUAUGAUGCCACGACCGCCGCGUAAAACACGCUCCGCCAUGGACUUACAUUCGAUGGUGCUGGAUGAAGCGGCGGAGCAGGUUUAAAUACAUUUCCAUGUUUACUAUGAAGCACACCAACGCUUAAGAUCGACCCUAAAGUUUCUUAUGUAAAAAAUAUGAAUGUUUUUGCUCACUAUCACUCUCAACUAAUUGAAAGAAAUCAAUAGAAUAUUUACUCCAAUGUAAUUAAUUGUUUGCUCUCGCACUUGUUAUUUGCUACAAGUCACUACUAUUUACCAAAACUAUGUAUACUAUAUUAUAUAUAUCUUUUAAACAGUAUAUAUACUUACGAACAUAUUUUUAUGCUUAAGAAUUCUUCCUAUUAUAAUGAAAUAAUAUUAUAUAAGUUGCGUUCUUAUUAUAAAUUUAUAUGAAAUUCACGUUUCUAUGACUACUAUCGAAACUUCGUCUUAUUCUAAGCCACCUACUAACUAAAGAAACUAUGUAUGUAUAUGUAUAUACCUAGUAUAUUACGUGAGUAAUUGAGUGUUUUAUACAUUUUAUAUGUACGUAUAUAAUAUACUAGUUAUGAACUCUCACUAAAAAUGGAACGGAAGAUGCAUUGACUUCGAGUCGUUAUAUUUUUAUAUGCACACUCCUUGAUAUUAUAAUCCAGAGUUGCCGCUGUUAAAUUUUUUCAAUAUUUUCUGCGUAGAAAAAUAUGAAAAGAGCCGAAUUCGCAAGUAAAUUUAUUGCUCGCAUACCCUUGGCUGUCAUUGCUUUCGAAUCUCUACCAGUUUUGUAUUUUAUUUGCUUUUUAGAAAAUACUAUAUUAUAUUCAUAUCCACUAUUGCGCUGGAUUUAAGAAAUGUUUCUGAUAAUAUCUUCACAAUAUGAGUAAGUAUUGAAAUAUAUUAUAAGAUGAUCAAAGAGAGAUUUAUCUAUUGAACUAACUCCAGUAAAAUAAACUUAGUGGAUUGGCUACCGUCGGAACAAUCUUGCCAAACCUUUGAACAAGGUCCUAUUUUCAUAUAAGUUAUUAUUAACUGGUAUUCUUGGUCACUUGUUGUGGUAUUAUUAGCGAAAUUGGAAGAUUUUGGAAGUCGACAUAUAUACAUAUGUAUAUGUACAUAUAUUUCGUAUUACGAAUGUUACAUAUGUAUAUAUCAUCUAAUAAGCAAAAUGAAGUAACAUCACUUUUCAUUAGUUUACAGGAGAAGGAAAAAUGAUAUAAUGAAAUACUCAUAAUGAAAAAAAAAAAAUUGAGUUUUGGUUACGAAAUAGUUAUAUACUGGUUAUAUAUUGGUUAUAUCUGACAGUGGGAGGUUAAAAUCUUAUAAUACAUACAUAUAUGUAUAUUUUAUAAUAUGAGGUAUCAAACCGAAAGCAAUAAAAACUGAAUCUAGAUUUUUUUUUUGAUGAUACGUAGUUUUGCAUUUCAGGUGACGAUCUACAAUUUCAAGAACCAAUAAAUAAUAAUACUCGGCUUUAGGAUAGACUUGAUUAAAAGUUCAUAAAUGCACUGCAACCUAUGAUCUAUUGUUUUCUCGCCUGCUAUCACAACACUUAACACAAUUGAAUCCAGGAGGCUUAAUAAAGAUACUGAAUUAUUUGAUGUAGCUCGCUGAUUCUUCUUAUAACUACACUCAAUCAAGAAGCAUGUGUUUCUGUGUCUCUGUUUAGAACUUGACUAUUACUGAGAAUGAUUAUACGUUCACCAAGGUAGUUGAUUAUAUCUGUAUUGAGCUUUACUAGUAACAGCUUUUUCCAACGAAGCUCAGGCGUUUGCUGUGGGUAGGGAAUUCUAUGAACGCUUUCCUCCUUCCGUAAUGUGCGGAUUGGUGAACAAAACAAUGAUUGGAAGGUUAGGUUAACUUGGUAGGCCAGUAAAUCAUACAUAGGCCAGUUAUAGUCCUCAGUGGCCUCACAAUCGAUACUCCAGUGAUAUCGUAGGGCCCCCCCAGAUGCUUACAGCGUAGUAGUCUUUUCAAUGCGAGACAAUUGCACAAAGAUGCUCCAUUAUUUCUCUCGCGCCUUGCUCUAGACAUUUUCUGCAGUCUUCUCGAUCUGUCAGCGCCAUUCUGCGGACAUGUGCCGCCACCAGUGACCAGUUAGGUUUUUUUACUUCCUUUCUUUUAUUCAGAUCGUCGUAUAUACAAUGCGUGGUUUUCCUAAUGUCGAUUUCGUUCAAUUUUGGCAAUCUCGGUCACUAUUUCAUUGCCCUCGAUGCUUUGUGGCCGGGCAUCCCAAAACACUUCUGGCCGAUAUGUGAUACGGGAUGUAUGGAGUGCUGCUUGACUGUCUGUGUAGAUGUUGUCUCUGGAAACAAGUGUAUUAGAGGCCAGCUCCGUGGCUUUCGCAACACCAAAUAGCUCAGCUUGAAAUAAACUGCAGUAGUUCGGCAACUUAAAAGGCUGCUUUAUGCCUAACUCUGGACAUAUAUGUAUACCAAAUCCGUUUUCUCCGGGUUCAACCCCAGACAAAAUUGCCAUGCCCAAUUCUGGAUUGUAUUGAGAGUGAUGGUCAUAAUACUGCUAAUGGUCUAUAGACACCUACGUUAUUAGGAUGGCAAUGCAUCCGCAUAUGCCACUAUCUUAGGAGCGUUCAAGUUCCUUAGCAGUUUAUUCACUACUAAUGUCCAUAGAAGCAGAGGUAUCACUCCAAUUUGUGGAGUAUCUCUACGCACUUCUUUGGUUAUUCUAUACUCGUUUCAUCCUGCUCUUAUCCGCCUAGAAUUCAAAAGGCUUCUGAUCCACCUUGUAUGGCAAAUUUUGACAAAUUAUCUUCACAACAGUUGGCAUAUGUAGCUUAUUGUCCGAGACAAUUAAUGCUAUAAUCUUCGAAGUAUUGGUUCACAUCGGACCACUCUCUCUGCCUCUGGAUUUAACAGUCGAGCAACUCAAUGUUUAUUCAGUUGAGUGUGUAUAUAAAAAUAUUUUUUUAAUAAUUGCAAUGUAAAUAUGCUUUGCAGAAAACUACUAAUUAGUAAAUAAUUCCGUAAAUUACGCGUAAGACGUUCCUUAAGAGAAACAUGCAUACGUAUACAAGCGAAAAUGAAAAUGUAUAUAUUUUCGUAAUGAUUUAAUUAAGAAACUUCAAAGAAAUGAAAAGCUUUAAUACAAACCAACAAAAGUACUGGCAAACGAGUAAAUUAGCGAAGAUUUGUGGUGGUAGUUGUGUAGAAUUAAAUACAAAAGGGAAAUAUCAAGCAACAUAAGCAAGGGUUACAAUAAAAACAAAUAUACUAAAUAGAUCUAAGUGUAAAAACAAAAAAAAAAAACAAAAAAAAAAAUUAUUUAAAGUCAAAAAUAAACUAUUUAACUAUACAUAUUUCUUAAUUUUUGUGCUAUUUUACACAAACGUUUCAAAUAAAUACUACUAAUACUAAGCAAAAGCAUAUAAAUACUUAUGUAUUUUUUACAAUAUAUGUACACAUGUAAACAAUUAUAUAUAUAUGUGUGUCUAGCAAGCGUUUGGUCGUUGAAUUUUUCUACUUGCAGUUUUGUUAAUUGAAAAGUUUUCAAAAGUAGUUUGUUAUAUAAAGUUUAUAAUAUGCGAAGUGUAGAUUUAUAUAAGCACUUAAAAAUACAAUAUAAAAAAAAUAAAACUAAAUAAACAAAGUGGCCAAUUACUACGAUAAGUGCAAUGUAGUGCAGUUAUUAUAGUAGUAUGAAAGAUAGUGGAAUUAAACUUUUCAUUUCUCAACUAAUGACUAUUGUAUUCUAUUUCUAUUAAACAAACAAAAAUUUUAUAAAAGUUUUGGUUUCACACACUGAAACCAAAACAAGAGCAAUGGCAAAAAAGCUUUAUGAAAAUGUAUAAAAACUAAGAAAUAAGUGCAACGUCGGAUGGACUUCUGACGUUGUCAUCGGGCAAAGAAGUUAGCAUAGUCGGUACAUUAUGUAAUAAGAAUUAACAACAUAUGUAUGUACAUAACUAUUUCACAAAUAAAAUUUUAAAUCAAAUUGUAGCAUAAACCAUAGAGAUUUAUAAAGUUCAAAAAUAAAUAUUAGAAGUAAGAUAUGGGAAAAAGAUAUUUUAACAUUUUCAGCUUAGUGCAGUAAAUCAAGAACAAAAAACCAAGUCGACAAGGUUUUUGGUUGACCUUCCUUUUGGAUUCCCUUGCUUUAUAUUUAAUAGAAAACUAACUGGAUUUCCAGAUUUUCGAAGAUUUUCAAGAAAUAUUAGUACUUUUUGGUAAUUUUACUUAUAAUAAUCCUCAAUAAAUACCAAUUGAAAAAGCAAAAAAAAUUUUUGGGGUUUAGUAGAAACUAGGGUAAUGUGAGGAAUAUUAAAGAAGUUUUAAUAUUUUAUAUUACACAAAACUAUUUAUUGCACUUCAGAGUACUUUCAGUUCAGGGAAACCCAAACAGACCUCAUGGGGUUACGGGUUUCAAGAAAUUCAACAGAUUUUUUUAUUGUCUUAUUAAAUUCCACAACACCUCUAGCAUAUUGUCCUAAAUUUUAAGUUCAUCCGAGUAAAAGUUUCAAAGAUACAACCUUGAGAACUUGUGCGCUCGAGGCUAACUAAGCUAAAGCGCCGUCUUUAACCGCCUUUCACUCUAAAUUGUGUUUUUGAAGUCAUUUGGCAAGAUUUCUCGAGAACUACUCAACCGAUCUUCACGAAAUUUUACACAGGUCUUUGAGAUGCAAUUCUUAAGGAUUUAGACGAAAAAAUUUCUUUUUGAUUACAACUAUUUGAAAAAAAAAAUCGCAAAAUUUUGACUACAAUUUUUUUUUUUCAAAAACUUUAGAAUUUCUUUGUUAAUAGAGUGUGUGUGUUUGUAACAAUAAAAAAUCUAAUAAA